AUGAAGCUUGUCGGCAUGCGGGGGCCUUGUUCUCCAUUGUUUCUAUUUGCCACUUUUCUAGCCAAGCAACAGGCCAGGCUGUCGAUGUUCAUUGUUAUGCAACUUAGGGUUCAAUUGAUGCCGUGGGGUCUGGAAAGCAGUGGCCAAAGAAAAAAAAACCGAACGGACGAAAGAAAAUGGACCCCCAAAGGCUUGUGGGCGAACCACUACGAGCUGGGCAAACUGGGGUUACAUCUUUUGGUUUUGGCUGAUUUCGAUUCAGGGGCUCCUCCAGAGUCAGUGCCUAGCGCGGGCGCUGCCGUUGGUGGGCUUGAUGUCUGA
Molecule: messenger RNA, 321 nt
Organism: Pyricularia grisea
Lineage: Eukaryota; Fungi; Ascomycota; Sordariomycetes; Magnaporthales; Pyriculariaceae
Exons: 2
Coding region: 1-321 (106 amino acids)
Source: RefSeq, a predicted model, not a curated record